AUGAUCAACCCAACUAUUUUCUUUGACAUUGCAACGGACAGUGAGCCCUUGGGACAAAGUUCAAAGACAACAGAGAACUUUCAUACUCUGAGCACUGGGGAGAAGGGAUUUGGUUUUAAAGUUUCCUGCUUUCAUGGAAUUUUUCCAGGAUUUAUUUGCCACGGUGGUGAAUUCACAUGCUAUAAUGGCACUGGUGGCAAGGCCAUCUAUGGGGAGAAAUUUGAUGAUGAGAAUUUCAUCCUGAAACACACGAGUCCUGGCAUCUUGUCCAUGGCAAAUGUUGGAACCAACACAGACAGUUCCAAGUUUUUUAUCUGUGCUGUCAAGGUUGAGUGGUUGGAUGGGAAGCAUGUAGUUUGUGGCAAGGUGAAAGAUAGCAUGAAUAUUACGGAAGCCAUGGUGUGCUUUGGGUCUAGGAAUGGCAGGACCAGCAAGAAGAUCACCAUUGCUGAGUGUGGGUAA
Messenger RNA from Canis lupus familiaris (dog), 462 nucleotides. RefSeq names its product peptidyl-prolyl cis-trans isomerase A-like. The record is from RefSeq and is a predicted model, not a curated record. Gene Ontology annotation, molecular function: peptidyl-prolyl cis-trans isomerase activity. The transcript has a single exon. The coding region runs from base 1 to 462 and encodes 153 amino acids. Lineage: Eukaryota; Metazoa; Chordata; Mammalia; Carnivora; Canidae. Gene Ontology annotation, biological process: protein peptidyl-prolyl isomerization.